AUGUUGAAGAAUUCAGGCUCAAAACAUUCGAAUUCAAAGGAAAGUCAUUCGAAUUCGAAUUCUGGUCUCUUCCAAAAUUUGAAGCGCUUGGCCAACUCAAAUGCAGCGAAUAACAACACAGGCUCUCCAACCAAUGUAUCUCCACAACAACAGCAUUCUCCUGUGGAGCACGAAGCGGCUACUUCACCAGCAUCUUCAUCAUCUUUUAGGAAACUGAAUGGACCUUCUAGGUCUAUAUCUACCGAAGCAAGGCCGUUGAACAAGAAAUCGACUUUAAACACUCAAAAUCUGUCCCAGUAUAUGAAUGGUAAAAUAAGUGCUGAUGUGCCCGUGUCCUCACAGCAUGCAAGGUCACAUUCAAUGCAAUCGAAAUACUCGUAUUCCAAGAGGAAUUCUUCACAGGCGUCUAAUAAGCUAACAAGACAACAUACCGGACAAAGUCAUUCUGUAUCCAGUCUUCUCUCCCAAGGAUCGCUGACUAACCUAAGUAAGUUCACCACACCUGAUGGCAAAAUUCAUCUGGAAAUGCCCUCUGAUCCGUACGAGGUAGAAGUUUUGUUUGAAGAUAUUAUGUACAAAAGAAAUAUCUUUCAAUCUUUAUCGGGGGACAAGCAAGAGGCACUGAUGAGUUACAGCACCGAGAAGAAAUGGCUGAUUGUAAAGCAAGAUCUACAGAAUGAGCUGAAAAAGUUGCGAGCAAACACAACCUCUUCUUCCACUGCCUCUAGAACAUCGAUAGCGUCGGAUCAUCACCCCAUACUCACGGCUAAUUCAUCUCUUUCAUCUCCUAAAUCUGUUCUGAUGACAAGCGCCUCUUCCCCAACGUCCACUGUAUACAGCAACAGCUUAAAUCAUUCCACUACUCUUUCAUCAGUAGGUACGUCGACUUCAAAGAGCAAGAAAUUAAUGGGCGGGAGUUUGAAAAAGCAACCAUCUCUAAACAAUAUUUAUCGAGGCGGUUCUGAAAAUAAUACAAGCGCAUCCACUCUUCCAGGGGAUAGAACGAACAGACCGCCGAUACAUUAUGUGCAACGAAUCCUGGCAGAUAAACUUACCACCGACGAAAUGAAAGAUCUAUGGGUUACCUUAAGAACAGAACAACUAGAUUGGGUGGAUGCUUUUAUAGACCAUCAAGGCCAUAUUGCUAUGGCUAACGUGCUUAUGAACUCAAUAUAUAAGACUGCGCCACGAGACAGCUUAACAAAAGAAUUAUUAGAGAAGGAGAAUUCUUUUUUCAAAUGUUUCAGAGUUUUGUCAAUGCUUUCACAAGGUUUGUAUGAGUUUAGUACGCAUAGACUAAUGACUGAUACUGUUGCAGAAGGUCUAUUCUCCACUAGGUUGGCUACAAGGAAAAUGGCUACAGAAAUUUUUGUUUGCAUGUUAGAAAAAAAAAAUAAAAGCAGAUUUGAAGCGGUUCUUACCGCAUUAGAUAAGAAGUUUAGAAUAGGGCAAAAUCUCCAUAUGAUUCAAAAUUUUAAAAAAAUGCCACAAUAUUUUUCACAUUUGACUCUUGAAAGUCACUUGAAAAUCAUUCAAGCUUGGUUAUUUGCCGUUGAACAAACUUUGGACGGAAGGGGUAAAAUGGGUUCCUUAGUAGGCGCAUCUGAUGAAUUCAAAAAUGGUGGAGGUGAGAAUGCCAUUUUAGAAUACUGUCAAUGGACAAUGGUUUUUAUCAACCAUUUAUGCUCUUGUUCAGACAACAUAAAUCAGAGAAUGCUAUUAAGGACAAAACUGGAAAAUUGCGGUGUUUUACGAAUUAUGAACAAAAUAAAAUUGCUGGACUACGAUAAAGUAAUGGAUCAAAUCGAGUUAUAUGAUAAUAAUAAGCUUGAUGACUUUAACGUUAGAUUAGAAGCAAACAAUAAAGCAUUCAAUGUAGAUUUACAAGAUCCACUAUCAUUGUUAAAAAAUCUUUGGGAUAUAUGUAAAGGUACCGAGAAUGAAAAACUUUUGGUUUCUUUAGUUCAACACCUUUUUCUUUCUAGUUCAAAAUUAAUUGAAGAAAAUCAAAACCCUUCUAAACUAACCAAACAAUUAAAGGUGAUGGAUUCUUUGGUAACUAGUGUCAGUAUUGCUUCAACUUCUGAUGAAGAAUCUAAUAUGAAUAUGGCCAUCCAGCGGCUUUAUGAUGCUAUGCAAACUGAUGAAGUAGCACGUCGAGCUAUACUAGAAAGUAGAGCUUUAACAAAAAAACUCGAGGAAAUUCAGGCGGAGAGAGAUUCGCUAAGUGAAAAGUUAAGCAAGGCAGAGCACGGGCUCGUUGGACAGUUAGAAGAUGAGUUACAUGGGAGAGAUCGUAUUUUGGCUAAGAAUCAAAGAGUUAUGCAGCAACUGGAGGCUGAGUUAGAAGAGUUGAAAAAGAAGCAUCUUUUGGAAAAGCACCAACAGGAAGUCGAAUUAAGAAAAAUGCUAACUAUACUGAAUUCAAGGCCGGAGGAAAACUCCAGUAUAAAUGAAGGUAUUAGAGGUAAAAACUCAAGUUUAAACUCUUCAGAAAAAGCAAAUAUUCAAAAGGUGUUACAGGACGGAUUAUCAAGAGCAAAGAAAGACUAUAAAGAUGACUCGAAGAAGUUUGGUAUGACACUUCAGCCUAAUAAGAGACUGAAAAUGUUAAGAAUGCAAAUGGAAAAUAUCGAGAACGAAGCUAGACAAUUAGAAAUGACAAAUUUUGCUGAAUUUGAAAAGGAUCAUCUCGAACCUCCAAUACAGAUCAAGAAGCCAAAAUUGAAGAAGAUCAAACAUAAAGACAAAAAGCUUAUAAGCAGACCUCAAGAGGUAGACAUGAACAAACUAAAUGACCUAAGACGAGCUUUAGCCGAAAUCCAAAUGGAAAGUAACGAUAUUUCUAAAUUUAACGUCGAAGAACGUGUAAACGAGCUAUUUAACGAAAAGAAAUCCUUGGCUUUGAAGAGACUGAAAGAACUAGAAACAAAAUACAAGGGAUUCGGUAUUGACUUUAAUGUUGAGGAGAUCAUGGAAAGUCCAAAGAAAAACUCCGCAAAUGAGAGAAAAGAAGAUGGUGCGAAUUAUUCAAGUCUUGAUCCCAGGACAUACCAGAAUAAGUUGGAUGAAAUCAAUAGAAUAACAGAUCAGUUGUUAGAUUUACAAGCACAGACUAAACAAGAUGAUGGUGGAGUAAGCAGUUUGUCCUCUUCUAGCUCUAGUGCUGAAGGAGAGGACGUAUACCAAGAUGCAUUUCCAGCUCAAGAAGUUAGGAGUGAAAACUCAGAGCUAUCUGUAGAAUCAGGUUCUGGAUCUUUUCUCGAUGCAUUAUCUCAAAAAUAUGGCACUGGUCAAAACAAUACGGUAUCAGUUGGUUUGAGAGACAGUGACUAUGUUUCAGUAAUCGGGCAUAUGCCCAGUAAAGUAGAAAAGACUUUCAUGAACAAACUCAGGAAGUCCACGGCGUCUUCUGCCCCAUAUUUGGAAGAGUUAACUCAGAAGGUAAAUAAAGUUGAAUCAUAUGAACAAGAUGAGGAUGAAGUCAGGAGCAAAGAAUCUUCAUCAAAAAACGCUCCGAGAAAUGCAGUUCCCGUCAUAGAUAAAGUCAAGGAAAGUUUCCGAGGACAUGUAGAAAGUAGAGAAGAAGGACGUCUGGACACUAAAGAAGAGGAAAUUGUGAAAAAUGAUGAAGAGACUAUCACAACAAAUCUCAGUGCUGUAUGUGGAUCAGAUAAUGUAGCUAAUGCUAAAAGUAUUACAACCGUAUCUUCCACGCUUCCUCCACCGCCUCCUCCUCCUCCUCCUCCUCCCGUUCCUGUAGAAUUGUUCGGUAAUUCAUUAGAGAAAGAGGAGGAAUCAAAAGAUGAUUCUGUCAAGCAAGAUACUGGAAACGGUGCUGCUCCACCUCCUCCACCGCCUCCUCCGCCCAUGGCAUUGUUUGGCAAAAACAUGGGGGGAACACCUCCACCACCACCACUACCAUCUGUUUUACGUUCAUCAGCUGCAGGUGCUAUUCCGCCCGCUCCACCAAUGAUGCCGGCAUCGCAGGUCAAAUCUGCCGUAACUUCACCGUUACUUCCUCAAUCGCCUUCGUUAUUCGAAAAGUAUCCUCGUCCUCACAAAAAACUAAAGCAGUUGCAUUGGGAAAAAUUGGAUUCCACUGAUAAUUCUAUCUGGGGAACAGGUAAGGCUGAAAAGUUUGCGGACGACUUAUACGAGAAGGGUGUUCUUGCUGAUUUAGAAAAGGCAUUCGCCGCUAGAGAAAUUAAAUCUUUAGCAACUAAGCGUAAGGAAGAUCUAAAAAAAAUCACCUUUUUAUCUAGGGAUAUUUCUCAACAGUUCGGUAUCAACUUGCAUAUGUAUUCAUCACUUUCAGUUACCGAUUUGGUGAAGAAAAUAUUAAACUGUGACAGAGACUUUCUGCAAACACCAAGUGUAGUGGAGUUUUUGUCAAAACCUGAAAUUAUCGAAGUAUCUGUUAACUUAGCCAGGAACUACGCCCCAUAUUCUACGGAUUGGGAAGGUGUUAAGAAUCUUAAAGAUGCGAAACCUCCGGAAAAAGAUCCGAACGAUUUACAAAGAGCAGACCAAAUAUAUUUGCAGUUGAUGGUUAAUCUGGAAUCAUAUUGGGGUUCACGUAUGAGAGCUCUCAUAGUGGUUACUUCAUAUGAAAAAGAGUACAAUGAAUUACUGACAAAGUUAAGAAAAGUUGACAAGGCUGUUGGUGCGCUCCAAGAGUCGGAUAAUCUACGCAACGUUUUUAAUGUUAUUUUAGCUGUUGGUAACUUUAUGAACGAUACUUCCAAGCAGGCACAAGGUUUCAAACUUUCUACUUUACAAAGAUUAACGUUUAUUAAGGAUACUAAUAAUAGUAUGACUUUUUUAAACUAUGUUGAAAAAAUUAUCAGAUUAAAUUAUCCAAGCUUCAAUGACUUUUUAAAGGAAUUAGAACCCGUGUUGGAUGUUGUCAAGGUUUCCAUUGAGCAGUUAGUUAAUGACUGUAGGGACUUUAGUCAAUCGAUUGUAAACGUAGAGCGUUCAGUUGAAAUUGGUAAUUUGAGUGAUUCUUCAAAGUUUCACCCGUUGGAUAAAAUUUUAAUAAAAACUCUGCCUGUAUUACCUGAAGCGAGAAAGAAAGGGGACCUAUUAGAAGAUGAAGUCAAGCUGACUAUCAUGGAAUUUGAAAGUUUAAUGCACACAUAUGGUGAAGAUUCUGGUGAUAAGUUUGCAAAAAUUUCAUUCUUUAAGAAAUUUGCGGAUUUUAUAAACGAGUAUAAGAAAGCUCAAUCUCAGAACUUGGCUGCUGAAGAAGAAGAAAGAAUUUAUGAAAAACAUAAAAAAAUAGUGGAGGAACAGCAGAAAAGGGCACAAGAGAGGGAAAAGCAAAAAGAGAACAGCAACUCAUCUUCAUCAGAAGGAAAUGAAGAAGACGAGGCGGAAGAUAGGCGAGCCGUUAUGGAUAAACUAUUAGAACAGUUGAAAAAUGCAGGUCCUGGUAAAAGUGACCCCUCCUCCGCUAGGAAAAGAGCUUUGGUUAGAAAGAGAUAUCUCUCUGAUAAAGACAAUUCCCAACAACUACUCAAUGACUUGGAUAAUGAAGAAGGGUCUAUUCUCUAUUCUCCAGAAGCCUUGGAUCCUGACGCCGAUGCAGUAAUCCACGCUGAAUCACCAACUCCACUUACUACAAGAGGCACUUUAAAUAUCCCUGAAGAUUUACCAUCACCAUCUAAGGCAUCUACACUGGAAGAUCAAGAGGAAAUCAGUGACAGAGCUAAAAUGUUACUAAAAGAAUUGAGAGGCUCUGAUACCCCAGUAAAGCAAAAUUCCAUACUCGAUGAGCAUCUAGAAAAACUGAGGGCUCGUAAAGAAAGGACCAUCGGUGAAGGCAGCGCUGGUAACAAGCUAAGUUUCAAGUAA
Saccharomyces mikatae IFO 1815 is the source of this 5859-nucleotide messenger RNA. It is a transcript of the gene BNI1, whose product is annotated as formin BNI1. Gene Ontology annotation, molecular function: small GTPase binding; actin binding. The record is from RefSeq and is a predicted model, not a curated record. Bases 1 to 5859 code for a protein of 1952 amino acids. Gene Ontology annotation, cellular component: mating projection tip; cellular bud neck; cell division site. NCBI's taxonomy places the organism in Eukaryota, Fungi, Ascomycota, Saccharomycetes, Saccharomycetales, Saccharomycetaceae. The transcript has a single exon. Gene Ontology annotation, biological process: barbed-end actin filament capping; actin filament bundle assembly; mitotic actomyosin contractile ring assembly.